This is a messenger RNA of Temnothorax curvispinosus, 1867 nucleotides long. RefSeq lists its product as uncharacterized. Lineage: Eukaryota; Metazoa; Arthropoda; Insecta; Hymenoptera; Formicidae. The record is from RefSeq and is a predicted model, not a curated record. The transcript has 7 exons. Bases 572 to 1516 code for a protein of 314 amino acids.
AUAUUAAUCUAGGUUUACCUAAACGUCGAUUAAAAUGAACGUUGGUUUGAGCUCAGUUUAAAUGUAAUUGUAUUCCACCAACUCUUGAGAGGCGUCGUUUAAGUGAACUUAUACUCUAUACGAUAAAACUUUUUUAACAACCUGUGAUUGGUCGAUUAUGAGCGUAAAUUUAUGAAAUGAUGCAUAAGUUGAUCGUCGGUUCUAACCUCUUCUAGCAGUAAGGAAGAUCGUGAAAAUUGAGAAUUUCGUGAAGUUAAAAAUAAGUAAUCCUAAAAAAAGAGGAACAAAUUUUUCAAAUAAUGAGAAAUACUUAUUAAUUGAAUUAGUAACAAAAUAUAAAGAUGUAGUAGAGAAUAAAAAGACUGACGCAGUAUUCGCCAAAGAAAAAAUAAAGUGUUGGGAUGAGAUUUGUAAAAAAUUUAAUUGCGAAUCAAAUAUAUUUCGUGAUGCAGUAACAUUGAAAAAUUGUUGGGAAAAUCUAAAAAAGAGAACUCGAAAAUACUAUGCUGAAGAAAGAAGCAAAUUAUAUAAAACAGGAGGUGGACCACAUGAAAGUCAAUAUGACCCUGUAAUGGAAAAGAUUCAUAUUAUAAUAAAACCUUCAGUUGAUGGUUUGACUAAUGAAUUUGAUAAUGAUAAUAUAGAGAAUAAUCAAAAUUCAUAUUGUGAAAAUGAAUUGGAAGAUAAUAAUGAUGACAGUAAUACUCAAGGUAAUACGACUGUACCGUUAGAAAACUUAUUUGAGGAGAUACCUUCAUCUGAUGCAGAAGAUUCUGUACUAAAGUAUGUAGGUACAACCCAAGAGACACCAGAAUACACAGAAUCAUUUCCUGCCUUGGCAAGCAUUAAAAAAAGGAAAUUAGAUGAUAUGAAAAGAGAUAUGUCUAAUAAAAACAUGCCAUUUAAACAAAGCGGUCAAAAAAAUAAGCAACAUAUCAAUGUACAGUUCCGAAAUACAAACAAUUUUAAUAAAAAUUGUAAUGUAUCUGAAGAAAAAAGUGAUUCUUCUAAACCUACUAUAAACUCAAGUAAACAGUUACAAGAUAUUGCAAUUAAUUGCGAUACAUCCUCAGAAGAAAAUGAAUGUCCUACUGAUAAGGAUGAUUUUGGUAUUACACAAAGAAAGAUUGUAAAUACAGGGACAAAGACGAAGGAAAAAAGUGCUGUGAACGUGUUGAGAAAGAAGAUGAAUAAACCAAUUCAAAUACGUGGAGAAAAUGUACAAUUCAAUAGCGAUUGUGCAAAGACAUUUCCUCAAACAAAAAAAAAUUACUCUAUGUCGGAUAAGGUAUUAAAUUUUGCAACAUUAGCAAAAUCAAAAACAGAAUUAGUUGACGUUAUGAAAGCAGAUAUAGACGAAAAGCAUGCAAUUGAAGUCAAUAUAUUAAAUAUGCAAUUAAAAAGAGAAAUACUGCAAGUACAAUUGAUAGAGAAGGAAAUUGCAAUAAAGGAAUGCAUUUUACAACGCGUGAAAAAGACUGAAACGUUAGAGGAUAUAGAAAAUUUAAAUAUGUGAUUUACUUCAAAAAAUGAUUCAUAAAGUGAUAAUAUUUGAGCUCACAUAAUUGCACUAUAUCCAAUAAGUUGAGUAAUUUAUAUAUAAACAACUCUUUUUUAAAAAUUGUUUAAAUUACUCAAGAAUAGUACAGUUAAAAAAUAAGAUUUUGUUUCGUUUAUUUUGUAGAAAAUACCGUGAUAUUAGAUUACAGUGAUAUUAAUAUUUUAAUCUAUGAGAGUAAAAGAUCUGAAAGUUUAGUUUUUUUUUUGCAAAAAUAAGUUUAUUUUUAUGUUAAUCGUCGAAGAGAUUUAAUAUGUAUUUAAUGCAAUGACAUAUUAAUACAGAGAAAAUAUGAGCAUAACCAUAUUA